Molecule: messenger RNA, 966 nt
Organism: Rhipicephalus sanguineus (brown dog tick)
Lineage: Eukaryota; Metazoa; Arthropoda; Arachnida; Ixodida; Ixodidae
Exons: 1
Coding region: 1-966 (321 amino acids)
Biological process (GO): DNA integration
Molecular function (GO): nucleic acid binding
Source: RefSeq, a predicted model, not a curated record
AUGCCCUGGCCGUUCCCGGAGAAACCGUGGUCACGGCUGCAUCUGGACUAUGCCGGUCCUUACAGGAACACCUAUUUUUUUAUCGCAGUCGAUGCGUUCUCAAAGUGGAUUGAAGUGUUCCCGGUCUCCACACCCUCGGCUGAAGCAACUAUAUCCUGCAUGCGAAUUAUGUUCGCAAACCAAGGCCUUCCAGAUGUGGUCGUGUCGGAUAAUGGGCCAGCAUUUACCAGUGAGCUCUACUCCACAUUCCUCAAGAAAAACGGGGUGAGGCGAAUGCUGGUGCCGUCGUAUCAUCCAGCGUCUAACGGUGCUGCAGAGCGGGCAGUGCAGACGCUCAAAAACAAGUUGCGGAAGGCUGGCCCUGGAGAUAUUCGCACUCAAAUUGCCCGCAUACUCCUGGCUUACAGGUCAACGCCUCACGAGGUCACGGGUUGCUGUCCGUCGGAGCUGUUGUUGGGGUGGAAGCUGAGGACUGCGUUGGACCUGCUACACCCAGACCUCAGGACUAAGGUGCUACAGAAGCAACUUAAGCAGAAAAUCAGAUGCGACCAAGGAACAAGACCCAGGGUUUUGGGUCACUCUGGUGACCAGGUGUUCGCAAGGAACUUCCGUCCAGGUCCUGCGUGGCUCCCUGCAGUCAUCACCGAACAACGCACAUCGUCUAUGGAUGUUCUACUGGAGGACGGACAGCGUUUAACUCGACAUCUGGAUCACAUCCGCCAGCCCCCUGAGGAACUAAGUGCAGACAACCAAGAGUCAGGCAGCCCAGUAGCUACAGGUCUGGCUCCAAGCUUGGACGUGGGUCAGAGGCAGCUAACUCCGGAUCGCCUUCACGACACCGAGUCUAGGCAAGAUCCCAGGGCAGACGUGGCGAGGGAAACGGAACUUGCUGUCAAAGCACCCAGUACUCCUGUCCUGCGUCGAAGUACCAGAAUUCGACGACCAGUAUCGCGCUACUCACCUUGA